This is a messenger RNA of Sitophilus oryzae (rice weevil), 6068 nucleotides long. RefSeq names its product protein Shroom-like. Gene Ontology annotation, biological process: actin filament organization. The record is from RefSeq and is a predicted model, not a curated record. Gene Ontology annotation, molecular function: actin filament binding. Bases 430 to 5061 code for a protein of 1543 amino acids. Gene Ontology annotation, cellular component: cortical actin cytoskeleton; apical junction complex; apical plasma membrane. The transcript has 15 exons. Lineage: Eukaryota; Metazoa; Arthropoda; Insecta; Coleoptera; Curculionidae.
GUCAUCGUAAGCCGGUACGAGAAGCACAGAACAGACGGUGUGUGUGCGCUCUCGAGCUUAGUGCGGUACCCAAGACAUCUUUCGCUUUCAAGGUCAACGCAACAACCUGGUGGUACCGUGUGAUGGCAGCCUAGCUCGGUCGUUGUAUAACACCGACCAUCGGCCGUUUCGAUAUCGUGGUCGAUUUGUUUUCCAGUUGGUUUUCUUAAGUUAGUACUACUUUGGUCGAAAAAGUUUGUGGUGUUUCAAAGGUGUUUUGUGACAGUUUUUUUAGUUGUGUUGGAUAACGAUUUUACAAAGGAUUUAUUGAUGAUGAUCACGAUAACUCCAUAAUUUCCUCACUCAAAUGGAAUCAAAAGUACAAUUGCCGACCAGCCUCAGUUCUAGCAGGGCCAAGCGUAUCGCUCCCGCCAUUUCCCUCACCCUAUAAUGAUGCCAUCUCGUUCUACGCCCAAUCUACAUCAGCCCAAGAACGUUCCAGAUUACACUAGUACCGCUUUCCACCGUCUGCCGCAGAGGGCGGGCGCGGCGCCUGGCGGUGAGAGAGAUGACGACUCGCCUCCGCCAGCGCCACCUGUACGCGAUUCCUCCAGUCUUAAGUCAAUUAAGUACGGUCCUGGACACGAGAAGUUUCCCUCUUGGCCUGUGCCCGCGGCAGCAGAGACCACCUCCCGCGCCUCAUCGGGAGGAGGUUCCACCAGAUCCAAAUCCUGGACUGAUCACACCAACUAUCCCAAGGAAAAGGUAGUGGCUUACACCAGGCCUUACAUGAAAAGGCAACCUUCUCAGUAUACUCAACAGAAACUGAAAACUGUGAUGGAACGCUGCGAGAAAAUUCCCCCCGAAACGUUCGAGUCGCGUCACCAGGAGAAAAUCUCCGAUCGCCUCUACUUGCCCAACGUCGACCACGACGGAAACCCAUUAGGUGACGCGGACUACAUGGUACCCUCUCCACCCGAGCGCGAGUUCUCCAAACCCCAACUCACCCAAAAAGACUUGGAAGAAUACGCACUAUCCUAUCAAGACCCCGUCAAAUUCUCUUACGAGGACUCCAAGAAAGGUACUCACCGGUUGACAGAGAGUGGCAUAGAGGAAUUCAUGGAGUACAACAGGAACUAUGAAGAAUCUCUGUUCAAUUCGAUGUCUAACAAGAAUGAAGACGGUAUUUUAACGCAUAUACAUCACCAGAAACAAGUUUCGUAUGCACAAAGUGAAGGUUAUCACAGUUAUGUGUCGAGUACCGAUUCAACAUCGACGCCGUUUUUGGACAGAUUGAGGCGAGAUAGUGAGGCAGUAGUUUCACGUCCCAACUCUUCAGCAACUUGGGAGGAGGAAUCCUCCUGUUCUAGACGAGAAGGUGGGAGAGAUAGUGUGGUGACGACUAGUUCUGGUAGCGCGUCGUCUAGUGAGACACUCAAAUGGCACGGUUCAAUGAGCGACGUGUCCGUAGCAAGCAGUUCCUGUACCCACCUAGCCAGCAGCCAGUCCAGCCCCUCGUCCAGGCAGCUCAUAGCUCAUAGUGCCCGCGUCCAAACGCCCCAAAGACACCAUUCCGAAAGUAUUUUGUACAUGAGCGGUCAAGCCGACGGUCAGCAGCACGCGAAAGACGGUUGGACGGAAAAAGAAAACCGGAACAAUAUAGUGAAUAAGUUGAAACUGUUUCCGGUGACCACGUAUACGGUGCAAGAGAAUAGUGGAGAUAAUAGACAGCUAGAAAAUAGUAGUGUUAAUAGUAGUGCUAAGAAUAAUAGGCUAUCGAUAUCGUUACAAUCGGCCCUCUCCGUAGCAGAUAGAAUUAGCGAAUUAGAAAAGCAACAAAGGUACUCGUACUUAGACCCUAACAAGAAACACAAAGUUCCUGACCCUACUCUUAAGGCGAUCCAGAAGAAAGCGUUGCUCUCGUUCUACGAGCGACACCAACAGAACAACGGCACCACUGGCAGCAACAAGAACACCUGGAGAUCGGAGCCGCAGCUGGCUCAGAGCCAGCAGCCGCUCAGCGUCGCUCCUCAGACCCCAAAGGUGAAGGUGUCGUUGCCAUCGCGAAGGGCGUCGUCGGCUAGUGAUUACGCUUCGGCGAAUAAUUCGAAGAGGAAUAGUUUGGCUUCGUCUUUGGAGUCGAAGACAACCGAUAGUAUUGCAAAUGGAAUGGUUAGCCCCCGGCACCAACACAGCAACUCCUGCGGCAGCCUCUCCACCGAUCUCCUCGGUCCAGUCAUCGUAGGCCCAUCGAUCUCCGUCGACGACUACGUGCCAGGGAAACCGCCCGAACGGCCGCCCAAGAACCCCAAUUUGCGCACGGCCUAUCCCGAUCUGUUCCAGGAACAGCGCGUCUCCAGCCCAGACCUGCCUCCCCCUUCACCGCCAACCGUUUUGGAGCAUGAGGUGUUUGACAAUGACACGCCGUUACCGCCACCUCCGCCAGAGUGUGAGAACGAUUGGCAGCAACAGUUUAGUGACAGGUUGAAAGAGAACACGACCUCCAGCCACCAGAUACCUCAGCCCCAAGUGCAGAAACCGCAGCCGGAGCCGCGGAAGGGCGCCGCCCUAAAUCAAACCGUGGGCAUCCCCGAGCGCCACAUGCGGUACUCGCUGAUCAAGACGAAGCCGGGCGACCACAUCAUCCAGCAGGUCAGCAGCAAGCCGUACCAGGUGGCCGCCCCGGUCGAACACAAGAACUUGAAGCCGGAACAAGCGUUCGGGUUCCUCAGCCAGAGGGGGUACGCGGAGAGAGCUAGUACUAGGUAUCCUCCUAGUCAAAAAUUAGUCUUGAACGGUAACAUAGCUAUAAGUCAAAAAGUAAAUGGGCUAGCUGACCAACAUCACUCUGAACAACUCAAACCUAUACACAGAGACGAUUUUAAGAAGCAACCAAUAUCACCACCAUCAAAGUCAGAUAUUCAUAAGCAACAGAGGGCCUCAAUUGCCGAAAGUCCUGUGAAGGAAACACCCCCACCGCUACAGCCCAGACACAUGAGAAUCAACCAGAGCAUGAGAGUCAAAAUGCCACACGAUCACAGAUCCAGAAUGUCACCACCAAAAGAAGGCGUCAGAGAGACCCGAUCGGCAUCAAUGAGUCAAUCCAAAGCUUCAUACUUGGCUUCCCGUCGUGACCGUGAGCUGAUAGUUUCCGACUCCGAAACAGGCAGCUACAAACGUACCAUGUCACCCAACGGUCACGCCCUCCCCACCGAGGUGAUUACCGAGUCACAGAAAACCAACAGCCGAGAAACCGUCUGGCCGUUGAUUCGUCAAAGCAGGGACUCGAUGAAGACUACCAACGUAAUACGGAAGUCCUCCAUGAGCGAGAACAAAAACAAUCGAAGUUUCAAGGACGUGAAAUGCGAAUCAAAGGGCGAGAUACCCAAGAAACCAAACUUAGCUUUACCCGAUGUACUUCCGGUCAAUGCGAAGAUGAUUCCCAGAUCUCCACAGCAUCAUAGCACACGGCCCACUCAUCUUAGUUUAUCUACGAUGAACGGGGAAGGUGUAAUUAAGAAAUCUCCUAUUAAGUCACCUCCGUCUUCGCCUUCUAAAAGUCCUUCGAGGAGUUCUCCUUUUGCACCUCUACGUACAACGAAUCUUUCUUCCCCACCGUUUAUUGUUUCUUCGAUAAAUUCUUCACCGAUAUCGUUCAGAUCUUCACCACCUGUCACGUCCACCCCAACGUCUAAACCAUCAAGUACAACGUCUACAUCGACGAUAUCUUCGUCCCAGUCCCUCCCUAGAGAUCCCCCGCAUAUCAAGGCAAGUCUAUCACCUGCCAGCUCUCCUAUCAAGCUUUCACCACUUCGAAUUUCACCACCAAGUGCCUCGUUUUCGUCGCUAAGCUCCCCACUUCAGAUUUCGACGAAAUCAACUCAGAACUCUCCGUCGUCUUUGUCCUCGACACCUCCCAAAUAUUCGCCAACGGUUCCGGAAUCUCCGCCACCUCGAACGCCUUCGCCGAAGAAGAGCGACGAUUACCCGAAGGUUAUCGAGGGACUGCAAAUGAUCCAAAGAACUGAAGUAGUUUUAAGGGUGAAUACGUCGACUAGUGACGCUUCGUCGCAGACGGAAAAGGAGGAGUUGCCUCCCACGCCGCUUCCCACGAGGAAGAAGUUGCAGGAAGAGAUCGAGUGCGAGAAAUUAUCAGAGGACUUCGUUAAUCAUCUGCCUACAUCGGAUAGACUGAAAGAUCUUUUAGUACCAGGACCUGAUCACAAAAAACCUACAGACUACGUUCAAGGUCUUUUCAGAGUGGACGUGACCCUAAGACCUAGACCGGCAAAUUCUCCUUUCCGAAGUAGGAAUUCCACUCCGAGCAGUAGUCCCCCACCUGCAAAUACAUCACCUUCCUCACCGAAGUUAUCAGUUAGCAAAUUAAGUUUACCUGGCAACAGCUCCUCUUUAGUCGAACCUACAAGUCCAUUAUCAUGUUCGUCAGUUUACUUCACCACCUCGGAACCAAAAGCUAAAUUUUUAACGAGGUACAGUCAGGACAUGAACCAGUGCUACGUCGUUAAGGAUACCAAAGAUUUAACUCAAAAGAAGGAUGAACUAGUGAACCGCCUGGAUAAAAAGUUGCAAGUCCUUCGAAGCGAAGCACUCCUGGUCUCGGAGGAAUGCAAAAUCAACGAUGAGCUGGGUAUCAACGUGGAAAACUACAUCAAUAGAGUUGCCAGACCUCACGAAGUUUCCAAGUUUAGACUGCAUAUCGAAGAAGUUGGAAAAAUCACCAGUCUCUUACUAGGUUUGAGUGGACGAUUGGCAAGAGCAGAAAAUGCAUUGAUGACGAUGGCAGAGGAUCAUCCAGAAAGGAGGAUCUUGGAAUCUAAACGGGACAAGCUUCAAGACCAGCUGGAAGAAGCCAAGAAACUGAAAGAAUGCAUAGAUAAGCGAAGCGUAAACGUCUCUAAUAUUUUAUAUAAAUAUCUAAACUCGGAGGAAUAUUCUGAUUACGAUCACUUCAUUAACAUGAGGGCCAAACUAAUCAUGGACUCGAAGGAGAUCAACGAUAAAAUCAAGCUGGGCGAGGAGCAACUGGGUGCCUUAAGAGAAACUUUGAUCAUCACGGACUGAUUUUAUUUAUAGAUUUUAAUGGGAACCUGUAAUGUUUAUGUAGUAGUAGGUUCGAAGUUUUCGUGAAGACAUAGAUGUGAUCAUUGAAUAAUUAUUAGAAAAUGUAAACUUAAUAUAGGUACAAAAUUCUUUUGUAGUUAACUUAAACGAAAAAUAUUUACAUACCACGUGACGUUUCUUCUUUUAAAUUUAUUUAUACAACUUUUUGUCCUGUCCGAGAGAAUCGUAUAAGGUAGAUGAUAUAUUUUUCACUUUUUUCUAUUUCAGUCAUUGUAGGAAUUACCUCGCAAAGGUUUUUUAAUUUGUUACUUGAGGCUGCUAAGUAUUUCAGUCUCUAUUUUUAGUAACAUUAAGGCUGAGCCUCUUACCGUUUAAGAAAAACGAAUAAGAUGGUCGAUAGCCGAUAACAGUCAGUCAUAAAAACGUCAAAUAGUUGCUGACUUAAUUUUAAAAUACUAAAAAAACAAUAAGGGCUGUUAUAUUUUUGUGCAUUUUAUGUAGUUAAUGUAAUUCUAAUCUUGGCAACUGUGUCGACAACGAUUGACUUAAUUUUAUUACACUUUUUGGAUAGAACAAACAAAAUAUGUGACUAAAUUCAAAGAAAUCUCUCUCUACAUUCGCUGAUCGACUGGUUGCCGAUUAACAUCUUCCUACCAAGUAUUUAAUAUAAUUUUAAAUGUAUAGUUUCGCGCAAAUUGAAAUUGUUUUAUUACAACGAUUCGUCUUCUAGUUUUAAUUGUUUUUAGACACCGACCUUUGUAAAUAUAAAAUUAUUUUUGUGUAUGUCUGUAUUGAAGAGAAUAUUAUGGUGCUCUGAAAUUUUGAACUCUAUUUGUAAGUUGUUAUUAUUGUGAUUUUAUUAGUCUACGAUUUAAAACCAUAAUUAUUGUAUUUUCUUAGAUUUUUUUAAUUUAUAUUAAGAUUAUGUUAUAUUAUACGAUCAUCAGUGUCAAUUGAAUUUGUAAACCAGCUUUAUGCAUUGCUUGCAGGUAAAUAAAAUCAUCUUU